GACUGUACAGCUGCACUGCUCAAAGAGGUCCGAACAAGACGAAGCCAUCCCACCUUCCAGUAUCCGUUGCGUCAGCAUAGCAACAGCUAGACAGUGCAGGCCCGAAGCGGCGCGAUCAUGGCGACGAUUAACCUCUUCAUCCACUCGCCGGGGUCGGCCAUCUCCUCCGAGCGUCGAUUACCCUCGACGGUACCACUCCACCAGCUCAAAGGGCAACUGGAACGCAUCACAGGUGUACCUCCUAUGGACCAAGUUCUUUCGCUCCAUUCGGCCCGUACAGAUGACCCGGACGUGAGGGCAGUACUCAUCGCUCAGCUGCAGGGCGACGACAAGAGCCUCGAGGACUACGGGGUGCGGGAGGGUAUGAGCAUCAAGGUGCAAGAUACGCGACCGGCCCCGUUAGCAAAUCAAUUCCUCGAUGACAGUCAGGUGGAAAAGUUCGAGCUGAGCGAAGAAGCAUACGCCCAGCGGCGGGACACCGUGCUCGCGUACAAACAACGCAACAAGAUGGGCCGUUUCGACCCUUCACAUCCAUCCAAUGAUGCUUCAUCAGCCUCUUCCAACGCAGCCAAGUACUGCGAGCCGCUUCCUCCAGAUUUCAAGCUAGGCGCACGGUGCGAAGUCGACACCGUGGCGUCCGGUGCUGGCAAACGCGGGACAGUACGCUUUAUCGGUGAGACAGAGUUUGGCGCAGGGCCCGGUGCGGCGGCGGCCGGCGGCAAAUGGAUCGGAGUCGAAUAUGAUGAACCGGUAGGGAAAAACGAUGGAAGUGUUGCCGGCAAGCGUUAUUUCAGUUGCAGGCUAAAGUACGGUGGCUUUGCCAGACCAGACAAGGUCAAGGUGGGAGACUACCCAGAGGAAGAGAUUGACCUUGAGGACGAUGACGCCGAGUUAUGAAAUUCAAAGCAGAAAGUUUCAGCAUAAUACUGCCAUGCUCUACUCUACAUUGAUCUUAGGAUGGGGCUCGUUGGCCAUCCGUUGCAGCGUGUCAAAAUCGCCAGAAUGCUUGCACAUCUUAUAGAAGUGACCCUCACUGUUUUCCAGUAGAUUCUUCGGACUAUCAAAUUCAACGACUUUGCCGUUGUCUAGUACCAGCACACGGUCAAAGCUGGCAAUGGUCGUCAGACGAUGAGCGAUGACCAGCAUGAUAUGGUCGGUGAAGUGCUCGCGGAUGGCCCGCUGGAUCUGCUGGUCGGUUUGAAAGUCAAUGCUCGCGGUUGCCUCAUCAGCGAUGACGAUCCUCGAAUCACGCAGCAUGGCACGUGCCAUUGCUAGCAGCUGCCGUUGUCCCUGCGAGAGGUUUCCACCCCCUUCGGAAACCUUAGAGUCGAGCGUGAGGCUGGCUUUGGGGAUGUGCUCUAUAGUCUCAUGGUGCGACGCCGUAAGCAACAUC
Tilletiaria anomala UBC 951 is the source of this 1393-nucleotide messenger RNA. RefSeq lists its product as uncharacterized. The transcript is spliced from 2 exons. The record is from RefSeq and is a predicted model, not a curated record. The coding region runs from base 118 to 897 and encodes 259 amino acids. NCBI's taxonomy places the organism in Eukaryota, Fungi, Basidiomycota, Exobasidiomycetes, Georgefischeriales, Tilletiariaceae. Gene Ontology annotation, cellular component: cytoplasm; microtubule plus-end; nucleus. Gene Ontology annotation, biological process: cytoplasmic microtubule organization. Gene Ontology annotation, molecular function: microtubule plus-end binding.